Musa acuminata AAA Group (dessert banana) is the source of this 1890-nucleotide messenger RNA. RefSeq lists its product as uncharacterized. Bases 135 to 1649 code for a protein of 504 amino acids. Lineage: Eukaryota; Viridiplantae; Streptophyta; Magnoliopsida; Zingiberales; Musaceae. The transcript is spliced from 9 exons. The record is from RefSeq and is a predicted model, not a curated record.
CACCGCCUCAUGGGGAAGCAGGAGAAGAGAUCGGGUGAUGCAGAUGGAUCCUUCUCGUGAACGCCUAAGGCGGAUAGGAGGUGGGUGAGAAGGGAUCGGUAGCGAAUCGAUCGGGUAGAUCUAAGCCCUACCGAAUGGAGGAGGAGGUGGGUGAGAAGAGUCCUCGCAAGAAUCAGGAAGACAAGCCGGAAGGGGGCGGCGGCGGAGGAUGGGGCGGCUGGGGCAUCUCUUCUUUCUCCAUGUUCUCGGAUCUACAUAAGGCCGCGGAAGAGAUCUCCAAAAAUGCAGUUGAAGUGGUCAAGAAUGCGGCCAAAGGCAUCACUGAACUGGAGAUUGCGGAUUCUGAUUCUGAAUCGGCUGAUGAGGUUGCGAAGAAGGGACCCGAAGGGGGAGAAGUAGAAGAAAAGGAGGAGGAGGAGAGUGAGGAGGAUAGGCUUCGCAAGUCCGCGCUUGAUAAACUGGAGAAAGCCAGUGAGGAUUCUCUGUUCGGUCAGGGUCUCAAGGUGCUCGAUAGUUCAGUGGAAACUUUUGCUUCGGGAGCUUGGAGUGCAUUGGGUGGUGCUUGGAAAGGGGGUUCAACUCUGGUCAGCAGGUUGGAACAUUCUGCGGUGAGUCUAGCUGAUGCCAUUCAGCAUGGAAACCUUCCUGGCCAAACCCCAUCAAUUAUAGAGACCGGGAGGACUUUUACAACUAAGGGCAUGGAAGUGCUUGAGCGGGUUGGAAAAGAAGCCAUAGAGUUGCUCAUUGCAGAGACUGGUCUUGAAGUUGAGAAAGAUCCUGGUGAGGUCGACCCUCAAGAUGAUGAGGAGCAGUUUGAGGAAGUUACAUUUGACAGGUGCUUUUACAUUUAUGGAGGUCCUGAUCUGCUCGAGGAAUUGGAAGCAUUGUCAAGCCAUCAUGCGUUGUUAUUUAACAGGAAAAAGGCAAAACUUUUGGCAGAACAGAAAUCUCUCUAUGACGCUAAACUGCAACAGAUCCAGCAAAUCUUCAGUCUGGGCACUGAUGUUGAAGAAAAUGAAGUAGAUUCAGAUAAAGGAAAGAAUAUCGAGUCAUUAGGUGGUGACAAUGAUGUUGAAAUGAUAAGGUUGCGUGACUCAAGUGUCAGGAGGGCUGCUGAAAUUGCUUCAGGGUUCACAUCCGCUCUCGGGGGACUCUCUGCAAAUGAUACAAUUCAACGAGCUACUGAUAGACUCGAGACAAUUCACUCAGAGUGUAUCCAUAGACUGUCAGAACUCUGUUGUUCUGCAGUAUCUCAACUUCUUUUUCUUGGAAAAUCGGUCAUCUCUAGUGCAAACAAAGGAAGGAGUGAAGAGAUAGACGGAGAUAUCCCAAAGAUUGAUUGGCCUGAAGACCCUCUCUCCAAAGCUAAGAUUAUCAGAUACAAGGCCAAGUCCAUGUCUGCAGACAUGGAAACAAUUUCAAAAAGUUUUAUCACAGGAACCUCAGACAUAGUAGAAGCUUUCUUGGCAACCAUACAAAGUGUUUCUUCUGAUAAACAAGACGGUGUCCCACGCGCUGUGGUACAGGAAAAGGCAAAUGCUAUUACGGACCAUCUUCGAGCUGAUGGAACCAGUGCUGUCGAGAAGAUUCAGGAUGCUGUGCAGUUCCUGGCGUAUGUACUUCUCUCUACAUCCAUGCCAACCGUAUGAUAUUAUUCCUCACACUGGCGUAUGUGGUUCUCUAUUGAUGUCUCUGUACAUGGUUUAGUUAGCCACAAUGGAGUCAGUUGGAUUCCUCAUACUGACUGGCUUCCAGUUGUAGAUUAUGCUUCUGCAUGGUUUUGUCGUUCUUUAAAUCUUGUUAUGGUUUGUGAUUGUUGCGCUAGAUGAUUUGUUUGAGACAAACUCAUGAAGAGAUAUGGUCUAUAUAUUGAUCUCAUAUGGUGGAUUA